GCGUGUCUGCUGCCGUUCCUCGCCAGCGUCAUCUCUCGCCGACUCCGACCGACCGAAUGAAUGGAGCCCAUUAAAGCCAGCUGCAGUCGCAAACGGAGCCAGGCCCCAAUCGGAGCACUGGAAGAAAAGGUUUGGUGCAUCAAAUCGUAAUAAUCGAGUUCUAAGUUGGUUUAUGCGUUACGUAUUUAUCGUAUAAAUUUAAAUCAGCCGGAAGAAUUUAAGAAACUGAAUGACUAUGUUUGUGCCUUAUGCAGAUGUGGGCGCCGAUUUCUCAUUGAGAGCGUGGAAAUCCAGACAUUCCGAAUUCAGAAUCAGUCCUCGAAUAGCUCUCCCUGGCUCUCUGCACACGCGUUCGAGUUGGAUCCAAUCUGUCGACUCCACCACCACCAACCCCACCAUUGCCUCCACCCCCGUUCGGGUGAGUAAUGCACGCCGCCGCUUCGAUUCGGGCUGAUCAUGUGCAAUUCCGAUCGAAACGAUCUUCGGUCGAGCGGUUAUCAGUUGGCCGAGUGUGUUGGGGGCCAUUGCGUCAUCCGCACUGUGUUUGUGCACAGUGAUCGUGACCGAGGCCGUAAUGAGAUCCGUACACAAAGUGCGCAGCCUCCGGAAAGCACUUUCACUCUCCCUUUCGUUGCCUGAACCAAUCCGCGGCUCAUCACUUGCCAUUAGCCGAGAUGUCGCGCCGGAUGGUCUUCCUACAGUUGCUGCUGUGGGCAGUAGUAGAGGGUCACUAUUACUACGACUACGGCUACUGGGAGAUCAACGAGCCUUCACAGCUUUGCUCCGACUACGAAAUGCUGGUGGUCAACACCCGCCAGUGCGUAAGGCGCUGCAACAUCGUCUGCCUGAAUGGAGUGUGCUUCGAGGACGGAUCCUGUCCCUGUGCCGAUCAGUAUAUGGCGGGUAAUCCGGAUGGUUUGGUGUGUGCCGCAGAGUGCCUCCCCGGGUGCGUGGCGGCAGGUGGCUACUGCGCCGCACCAGAUCUCUGUGUGUGCCGUGAGGACAGGCACUACUACUUUGAUCCCCUCUCCCAAAAGUGCCGCCACAGGGCUCCCCGUCUGCUGGACCCCUGCCUUGGGCGCUGCACACAUGGCAACUGCUCCUCCGACGGACGGUGCAUCUGUGCCCAGGGAUACGAGCUAAGGGACAGCCUGCUUCAUGGACAGCAAUGCAUGCCAAUCUGUGAUCACAACUGCGGACCACGAGCUUACUGCUUCGCUCCUAACUUGUGUGCCUGCCGGCACAAACAGCACCAUUAUGCUCACAACGGCAUCUGCUCCGGGAACUAUUGACCUAGAGAGGAGGUUUGACAGCAAUGGGGCUGUUUUAGGUCCCGCUGAUGUCGUAUGGAUUUUAAUAUAUGUAUUUAUUGUUUAGGUUCAUGAUUAUUUAUGAAUUAAGCUACAAGACUAUGUUACUCUUUUUAUUGAUUUAAAAUUUUUAUGGAAAGGCAAUCUUGUCUUUAGAAACUGUAAGGAAUAACAUAAAAUAUAAAAACAGCUUUAAUCGCCUCAUAAAGUAACCUAUAAUUUGUCCAUAUUAAAAUACCAACUUCAAAAACGC
Molecule: messenger RNA, 1563 nt
Organism: Drosophila melanogaster (fruit fly)
Lineage: Eukaryota; Metazoa; Arthropoda; Insecta; Diptera; Drosophilidae
Exons: 4
Coding region: 675-1292 (205 amino acids)
Source: RefSeq, marked reviewed